Molecule: messenger RNA, 3977 nt
Organism: Peromyscus californicus insignis
Lineage: Eukaryota; Metazoa; Chordata; Mammalia; Rodentia; Cricetidae
Gene: Gng2
Product: G protein subunit gamma 2
Exons: 4
Coding region: 279-494 (71 amino acids)
Biological process (GO): G protein-coupled receptor signaling pathway
Cellular component (GO): heterotrimeric G-protein complex
Molecular function (GO): G-protein beta-subunit binding
Source: RefSeq, a predicted model, not a curated record
GUUUAGGGUUUCCCUUGAACACGCUGGCAGUCAUUCUGGAGGGAAGUGGAGAGACUCUGGACUCCCCACUCUUCUUGUUGUUCCUGAAGACAAACUAGCCGCCAUUAUUAGUGUUGGGGAUUGCAGUUCACAGGGGAGAGAAGGACCGAUCGGCACUCUCUGGAGAAGAAGAGCACAAAUGGUUUCUUUAGCUAAUAGAUAAUUACAGUCAGAUCUGCCAGUGAGCCUCCGGCCUUGAAAACUGACAAGAGCGUCUGAAAACCACGUCCAGCUCUCCAAUGGCCAGCAACAACACCGCCAGCAUAGCACAAGCCAGGAAGCUCGUAGAGCAGCUGAAGAUGGAGGCCAACAUCGACAGGAUAAAGGUGUCCAAGGCGGCUGCGGACUUGAUGGCCUACUGUGAGGCACAUGCCAAGGAAGACCCCCUGCUGACCCCAGUCCCAGCCUCAGAAAAUCCCUUUCGGGAGAAGAAGUUCUUCUGCGCUAUCCUUUAAGUCUCUGAGAGGAGGCUGAAGAGCGCCGGGGCUCCUGGGACAUUGGUGUAGAGUUCCUAACAAAGUGGGCGCCUUUCUCGUCCGCAGCAUUUAAAGAGAGGAAGGAGAACCAUCCUGGACACUCCGGGCUGUGCAUGUUUAACAAACUGUCCCCUUAUGAGAAUGGAAGCUGAUUCCAUGUCCCAACUUUAGAGAUCUGACCCAGCAGACCUGCCUGGAGGAGGGGAAUGUAUAAAAAAAAAAAAAAAAAAAAUCGGUGUCACUUCUUUUCUGCUAUCCCUCUAAAACCUUACAUUUCUGCUUCAUAUUUAAAAACAAAAUAAACAUUAAAGCCGGUGUCCUGAGCUGAGAUAUGGCUGACCUUCUGGGAAGGAGAAUUGUCUUUCAAACACCCUCUGCUAAGCUGUAGUCCCAUGUAGCCACAGUUCUGUUGAAUGACAUCCAUGUUUAGUCCUUCGUGCCUUUUUCUUUCCCUUCCCUUUCUCUUUCUGUACCCCUCCCUGUUAGUGUACUGUGGAGAUAAGGCUGGGUUUGUGUGUUACCCUGAACGCUAAGGAUGAGUGAAUAGCUGAGACGCUUAGAAAGAUGUUCCCUAUGGUAUUUCUUCACAAGAAUAAAAAAAAAAAGAAAGAACACACACACAUACACCACACACACCACACACACUCACACAAUGCCGGCUAUCUGUGUUCUCUUACCACUCUUCUUAAUAUUUGUAUAUGAUAGUUUUGAUUCUGCAAGUAAAAGUAAACCAUGUGUUGUGACUGGUGCUUUCAUGUCUUUGUGAUAGUUUUUGAGUAAUACUGCAUGAAAAUGUCCCCAUGUUGCAUCCAUUCAGAAGUUUUGUUGUUCAGCUGGAAAGCUAAGAAGAGAAGUGAGAGAGAAAAAGAUGCUUGAGAGGGGGGAACGUCCUCUGUAUUUUGAAAAUGGAGAUCACUUCAGAGCCUUAGUCAUCCUGAAAUACCUCCUAGUUAACUGUGGUGUAAGCGCCUAGAGACAGGUUUUCCCCAAUCCACAGCGUUUGGGCAGCACAGUUACCCCAUACUGGAGACCGGGCAGGGAUCCACCAUGACUUAGGAAGGCACUGUCAGAAUAGCAACACGUUCCCACUUUCCAGGAACCGUGGAAAUCAUAGGCAAAAGAACAGUGUCCGUGUUCAACACUAGAAACCUAUGGCCCUCUUUAGCUCAAGCAUCAGAAGAAAUAAACCCCCAGCUUCCAAGAAGGUGGCCACCCCCAGAACACCAGCUGUUGGAGAGACAAGUCCCCCAGGCACACUGAGCAGCCCCCGCAGCUGGCUCUUCUUCCCAACGACAUGGUCCUCAUUUUUCACUCCCCCAAAAGUUCGAAGCAAUCAUUGCUUUGUGCCCUGUUUGCCAGAGCCUCUCUGCCCUAUUUACAGCUUCCUUUGGCUAGCACUCUCUUCCCACAAUAAAACACUGAGAGCGGUUUUUUGGUUUGGUUUGGUUGGGGGGGGGGUUGUUGUUGUUUUGUUUUUUUGUUUUUUGGGUGUUUUUUUCUUGGUGGUGUUUUUUUUGUUUUGUUUUGUUUGGGGUGGUGUUUGUUUUGUUUUGUUGUUUUGUUUUGUUUGGGGUGGUGUUUGUUUUGUUUUGUUGUUUUGUUUUGUUUGGGGUGGUGUUUGUUUUGUUUUGUUGUUUUGUUUUGUUUGGGGUGGUGUUUGUUUUGUUUUGUUGUUUUGUUUUGUUCACUCCAGUUGUAACCUCCAUCGGUAAUGAAAGGCCCUGGGAGACUCCACACGCUUUCUAUGGUCUUCCCAGUCAAAGAGGGCCUCCUGUACAUCCUGUUUGUUACCAAAUCCUAAAAGACCACUACAGCCAAGUUAACUGUACUUUCUUCUCCUACCAUCCUCUUCCUCAUUUUUAAAAAGCAUGUGUGGGGGCAGUGGGGUGGGUACCUGGAGGGAAGAGAAGAUAAAAAAGAUUUCCUAUUUAUAGCAAGGACCCAUUUUGAAAUAGAUUUGGUAAAUAUUUUUCUUAACUCUUUUAUGGGUUUUCAGGUAAAGGAAUAAAUAUGUCCGAUUAAAAUUUAUGCCUGAGGUGGGAAGAUGAGGAUACCAGAACAUGUCUCAGUGCAUGAAUGCGAUUUUGUAACCAGGAACUCUCUUCCGGUCAGAUCUUGGGGGUUUGUUAUUGUCGGUGGGGCACUCAGGAAGAGUUAGUGGUUGAAAUAAAAAGCUGUGAGUCUUUACAGAACUCUGCUGUUGUACGGUUGAGAGUACUGUGGAAUCAGCUAAAAGUGUCACACAUUUAAAGUGAGCUGAAACGUGAAUAUGUGUUCACACGUCAGCUAGGGGCACUCUUUGCUGGCAAGUGGCAUCACUAGAAGGAUUCUGGACUUCUGUGCAAAUUUAGACCUCUGAAGCAAUUAAAGUGGAAUCACAAUCUUCAAAGCACACCCUGUACAGGUCUAACAAUCAAAAAUUAAGGAUUUAUGAAUUACUCAUGAGCAUACUUAAGAAUGAGAAGGCAAAAAAUGCAUUCCCCAUCUGAAAGGAAGUUUCAGGAAAAUAUCUUGUCUCUUUCACAAUUUCAUAUCCUUUGGUAUGGAGCUAUAAUCAGAAUCAGUUUUGACUUAUUGAUGUUUGUAUUUAUUAAAGGGGAAAAAAGGUUUUGUUUACUAGGGUCUCCAAAGAGCUUAAGUCUUUCGGAAUGUCAACUAUCAUUUUCAUCAGCAUAAUUUUAUCUUAGAGUAGCUAAUAGGAAACUUCAGCUUAGUUAUUUAGGGCCCUCAUUUCUAUAUGCCUGGAUAAUAAUUAAAAUCUGCCAUGGAAUUAGGAAAUAAUAAAUGUCAUACUUAUAAUGCAAUGUCUGUUAAAUGCAAUGUCUGUUAAAAUACUUGAACCAUUUUCAAUACCAACUCGAAUUUAAGAUGUUUUUCAAUUUGAAAGCAAGUAAGAUAUAAUUUAAAUCAUCAUGAGAUUUUAAAAAAUUAAUCAUAUUUUCCCUCAUAUGCUUGUAUUCACAUAAUGAAUUUUGAGUAAAUCAAGCCAAUGGUCUUUAGGAGAUUUUUAUACUUUUUUCUUUUUCCUUAGUGUUUGUUUCUAGCUGCUCCUGGAAAUGAUGGAUAUUAUGUGUAUAUUACUGUCUCAAAGCCCAACAAUUGUUCAGAUCUCCACACUUCCUGUAUAAGAUCUCUGGAAUGUGUCUUUAAAUAGAAGGUAACAGAAACAUUGGGUAGAGAGGGGGGGCUUGUAGCGUUUUGGGUUGGGUUUUUUUUUUUCUUCCAGUUUUUCAAGACAGGGUCUCACUAUGUAGCUCUGGCUGUCCUGGAACUUGUUCUGUAGACCAGGCUGGCCUCGAACUCAGAGAUCCCCUGCCUCUGAUUCUCGAGUGCUGGGAUUAAAGGUGCAAGCCACCAUGCCCAGCUUAGAAAUGUUAAAGCAGGAGAACCUGAAUGUAGUGUGCACAUCUUUAUCCCACAUGAACCGUGUAUUUGUUAUAAUAAAUGGAAUUUUCAGAUUCA